Messenger RNA from Exophiala bonariae, 828 nucleotides. RefSeq lists its product as uncharacterized. The record is from RefSeq and is a predicted model, not a curated record. The transcript has 3 exons. The coding region runs from base 1 to 828 and encodes 275 amino acids. Gene Ontology annotation, molecular function: oxidoreductase activity. Lineage: Eukaryota; Fungi; Ascomycota; Eurotiomycetes; Chaetothyriales; Herpotrichiellaceae. Gene Ontology annotation, cellular component: cytosol.
AUGUCCUCCCUAUCCGCCCAGGGCAAACGCCUUGAAGGCAAGACCAUCGUCGUGACCGGCGCCAGCAGUGGCAUCGGACGAAGUGUAGCACAGGAGUUCGCACGUACCAGCCCCACGAACCUCAAGCUCGUCAUCACCGCCCGUCGCAUUGACACCCUCAAAGAAGUCGCCGCAGCCAUCAACAAAGAAGUCGGCUCUGGUGUACAAGUCCUUCCCUUCCAACUCGACGUCUCCAAGCCCGAGCAGGUCAAGUCCUUUGUGCGGAACCUGCCCAAGGAAUUCCAGGACAUUGAUGUUCUGGUCAACAAUGCUGGACUCGUCAAAGGCGUGGCGCAGGCGCCGGACAUCGACCCCGAGGACAUCAAUGUCAUGUUCGCGACCAACGUCACCGGUUUGAUCAAUCUGACGCAGGCGGUGUUGCCAAUCUUCAAGGGCAAGCAAGGUGGCAAGGAUGGUGGAAGGGGCGAUAUUAUCAAUAUUGGAUCUAUUGCAGGCAGGGAAGGCUAUCCCGGUGGAAGUAUCUACUGCGCUACCAAGGCUGCGGUCAGGACUUUCACCGACAGCUUGAGGCGCGAGUUGAUCGCUACUCGUAUCAGGGUCAUCGAGAUUGAUCCUGGUCAGGUAGAGACGGAAUUCUCCGUCGUGCGAUUUGGUGGUGACAAGGCCAAAGCUGACGCCGUCUACAAGGGUGUUGAGCCCCUGACACCGGACGACAUCGCCGAGGUGGUCGUCUUCACUGCAGGACGGAGGGAAAAUGUCGUUAUUGCUGACACGUUGAUCUUCCCGAAUCAUCAGGCUGCCGCAACGGUCAUGCAUCGCAAAUCGUAA